Messenger RNA from Prunus dulcis (almond), 734 nucleotides. RefSeq names its product autophagy-related protein 8C-like. The transcript is spliced from 7 exons. Gene Ontology annotation, biological process: cellular response to nitrogen starvation. The coding region runs from base 39 to 605 and encodes 188 amino acids. NCBI's taxonomy places the organism in Eukaryota, Viridiplantae, Streptophyta, Magnoliopsida, Rosales, Rosaceae. The record is from RefSeq and is a predicted model, not a curated record.
UCCUAUCACAGAGAACAGUCGGUUGUUGUAAUUUCGCCAUGGCAGAAGAAUGCUCUUCCAGGAAUGAUUGUUCUCAGGAAAGUAGGCAAGCUGAAGAGAAGAAGCCGGUGAGAGUGGAGAAUGCUGUAGGGACAGGGAGUGAAUUUGAUGGCACUGACAGUGACGAGAAGAAAAAUGUUCCGUUAGCCAAAAAAAGCAGAAAACGAAAGUAUUGCAUAUGGGCCAUUGCUUGCUUAGACAAUUGGAAUAGAGGCUGGAGGAGGAACGGAAAAAAAAGUUUGGAAGGUGCCGAUUUGAGGGAGAAGUAUCCACUUUGUAUACCUGUGAGUGUAGAGAAGGAUGCAGGGAGUGACAUUCCGGACAUUAACAUGAAGAAAUUCCUUAUCCCUUCUGAUAUGCUUCUUAGAAAAUUUGUUCAGUUUUUACGGGGUUAUAGCAGAAAGCCCAUGUUUGUCUUUUUCAAGAACACUACUCAACCUCCCACUGGUGUCUUGAUGUCUGCAAUCGAUGAGGAAAAUAAGGAUAGCGAUGGAUAUCUUCACGUGAUUUACAGUGGGAAUGAUCAUUUGAGUGGAUUGUUUGAAGAGCUCAAGUUAUCUUCAUAGGUGACCUCAUAAUGCAUGGUAAUCUGCUGGAUGGGACUACUGAAAGAAAUGCAUGGAGUUGAAAUAUUUUAGUGACUUUCUAGUUAUCUUUUACGUUUAAUGGACACUAAUUAGUAAAUGAGUGUAUGU